Nestor notabilis (Kea) is the source of this 7188-nucleotide messenger RNA. RefSeq names its product dynein heavy chain 5, axonemal-like. The annotation marks the transcript as partial. The record is from RefSeq and is a predicted model, not a curated record. The transcript has 39 exons. Gene Ontology annotation, biological process: microtubule-based movement. Lineage: Eukaryota; Metazoa; Chordata; Aves; Psittaciformes; Psittacidae. Gene Ontology annotation, molecular function: ATP hydrolysis activity; ATP binding; minus-end-directed microtubule motor activity. Gene Ontology annotation, cellular component: dynein complex.
GUGGAGGAAGCUGGACUUGUUUGUCAUCCUCCUUGGAAACUGAAAGUUAUCCAACUUUUUGAAACCCAGAAAGUAAGGCAUGGAUUGAUGACACUAGGACCUAGUGGUUCAGGAAAAACUGUUUCCAUCCACACUUUAAUGAAAGCCAUGACAGAUUGUGGACAGCCACAUCGUGAAAUGAGAAUGAAUCCUAAAGCUAUAACUGCUGCACAAAUGUUUGGCCGUCUUGAUGUGGCAACAAAUGAUUGGACAGAUGGAAUAUUCUCAACACUGUGGAGAAAAACUUUAAAAGCCAAAAAAGGUGACCAUAUCUGGAUAGUUCUUGAUGGUCCAGUUGAUGCUAUUUGGAUUGAGAACCUUAAUUCUGUUCUGGAUGAUAAUAGAACUCUAACACUAGCAAAUGGAGAUCGGAUACCUAUGGCACCAAAUUGCAAAAUAGUCUUUGAACCUCAUAAUAUUGAUAAUGCUUCUCCAGCAACAGUUUCAAGGAAUGGGAUGGUAUUCAUGAGCUCAUCAGUUCUCAGCUGGAGCCCUAUCCUUGAGGGAUUUUUGAAAAGUCGCUCAUUCCAAGAAGCUGAAAUUCUGCGUCAGCUGUAUUCUUCAUCAUUCCCAGAGUUGUACCACUUCAGCAUUCAGUGUCUGCAAUAUAAGAUUGAAAUGUUGGAAGCCUUUGUGAUUAUGCAGAGCAUUAAUAUGCUGCAGGGUCUUAUCCCACCUAAGGAGCAAGCAGGGGAACUGACUCCAAAAUACUUGGAAAGGCUGUACAUCUUCUCUCUUAUGUGGAGUGUAGGAGCAUUGCUAGAACUGGAAGACAGAUGUAAAAUGGAGCACUGGCUUCAAAACCAUGCAACAAUAAAACUUGAUCUUCCCUGUGUUCCAGAAGGCAGUGAAGAUACCAUGUUCGAUUAUUAUGUGGCAUCUGAUGGUGAAUGGGUGCACUGGAAUACAUGUGUUGAAGAGUAUGUAUAUCCCAGUAGCAGCACUCCAGAGUAUAGCUCUAUACUUGUGCCUAAUGUUGACAAUGUGAGAAUGGAUUUCCUUAUCAAAACCAUUGAGAAACAGGGCAAGGCUGUCCUACUAAUUGGUGAGCAAGGAACUGCAAAGACUGUUAUUAUUAAAAGUUUUAUGUCAAAAUAUAACCCUGAAAGCCACAUGGUUAAGAGUUUGAAUUUUUCAUCUGCAACUACUCCGUUAAUUUUCCAGCGUACAAUAGAAAGUUAUGUGGACAAGCGCAUGGGCACAACUUAUGGUCCGCCUGCAGGCAAAAAGAUGACAGUCUUCAUUGAUGAUGUGAAUAUGCCCAUAAUAAAUGAAUGGGGAGAUCAGGUCACUAAUGAGAUAGUCAGGCAGCUGAUGGAACAGAAAGGACUAUAUAACCUGGAAAAGCCUGGUGAAUUUACCAACAUUGUGGACAUUCAGUUUUUGGCUGCCAUGAUCCACCCUGGGGGAGGUCGCAAUGACAUUCCACAGAGGCUCAAGAGACAAUUUUCUGUAUUCAACUGUACUCUGCCUUCUAAUUCUUCCAUUGACAAAAUUUUUGGUGUAAUUGGACAAGGGCAUUAUUGUAGUGAGCGGGGAUUUUCAGAAGAUGUGAGUAAAACUGUAGCCAAAUUGGUUCCGCUGACACGCAGGCUGUGGCAGAUUACCAAGCUAAAAAUGUUGCCCACACCAGCCAAGUUCCAUUAUGUCUUCAACCUUCGAGACCUCUCAAGGAUUUGGCAAGGAAUGCUGAAUACUACAUCAGAAGUGAUCAAUGAACCAAAAGUGCUGAUAAAACUGUGGAAACAUGAAUGUAAAUGUGUUAUUGCUGAUCGUUUUACAACUUCGGAAGAUGUAAACUGGUUUGACACAGCUCUGGCAAAACUCAUUGAGGAGGAGUUUGAAGAAACAAAAGUGUUGCUGGAUUCUGAAAUUGAUGCAUUCUUUGUUGACUUCUUAAGGAAUGCCCCUGAAAGAACUGGUGAAAAAUCAGAGGAAGUUAAUUUAGAUAUUCCCAAAAUCUAUGAGCCAAUUUAUUCCUUUCAUCAGCUGCGGAAUCUUUUAAAUAAAUUUCUGCAAGCAUACAAUGGGAAUGUCCGUGGUGCUGGAAUGGACAUGGUUUUCUUUGAGGAUGCUAUGAUUCAUUUAGUCAAGAUUUCUCGUGUGAUUCGCACUCCUCGUGGAAAUGCUCUAUUAAUUGGAGUUGGUGGCUCAGGAAAGCAGAGCUUGACAAGAUUGGCAUCUUUCAUAGCUGGCUAUGAUACAUUCCAGAUAAUGUUAACAAGAUCAUACAACACUUUAAACUUGACGGAAGAUCUGAAACUUCUGUACAGAACAGCAGGACUGCAAGGCAAAGGCAUCUGUUUUCUUUUUACAGACAAUGAGAUCAAAGAUGAGUCUUUCUUGGAAUACCUGAACAAUGUUUUAUCAUCAGGAGAGGUGUCAAACUUAUUUGCACGUGAUGAAGUAGAUGAGAUCAUUAGUGACCUCAUACCAGUCUUCAGAAAGGAACAUUCACGUAAACCUCCAACUAGUGAGGUUCUGUAUGACUACUUCAUGACCAGAGUUCGUCAGAACCUUCAUGUGGUUCUUUGCUUUUCACCAGUAGGUGAAAAAUUCCGUACUAGGGCUCUGAAGUUCCCUGCUCUUAUUUCUGGAUGCACUAUAGAUUGGUUCAGCCAAUGGCCGAAGGAUGCUCUAGUGGCAGUAUCUGAACAUUUUCUCUCCUCAUUUGAUAUGGACUGCGCUGCUAAUACGAAGAGGGAAAUUGUGCAGUGUAUGGGCUCAUUUCAGGAUGGAGUGGCAGACAAGUGUUCUGAUUAUUUUCAAAGAUACAGGCGUUCUACACACGUGACUCCUAAAUCCUACCUGUCCUUUAUUCAAGGAUAUAAAACCACAUACAAAGAAAAGCAUGCUGAAAUGCAUACAUUAGCAAAUAGAGUGAAUACUGGAUUGGAAAAAUUGAAAGAGGCCUCUGAAUCAGUAGCUGCUUUAAGCAGAGAACUGGAGGUAAAAGAAAAGGAACUUCAAAUUGCCAAUGAAAAAGCUGACAUGGUAUUGAAAGAAGUUACAGUAAAAGCACAGGCUGCUGAGAAGGUAAAGGGUGAAGUUCAGAAAGUGAAAGACAAAGCUCAAGCUAUUGUAGACAGUAUCUCAGUUGACAAAGCCAUUGCUGAAGAGAAGCUGGAAGCUGCUAAGCCUGCUUUGGAAGAGGCAGAAGCAGCCUUACAGACAAUAAAACCUGCAGAUAUUGCUACUGUCCGCACACUGGGUCGACCUCCUCACCUCAUUAUGCGUAUCAUGGACUGUGUGUUACUGCUCUUCCAGCGGAAAGUGAACAAUGUGAAAAUUGAUCAGGAAAAAUGCUGUACUAUCCCAUCAUGGCAAGAAUCUUUGAAACUCAUGACAGCAGGGAACUUCUUACAGAACCUGCAGCAAUUUCCAAAGGACACCAUUAAUGAAGAAGUGGUAGAACUUUUGAGCCCUUAUUUUGAAAUGGUGGACUACAACAUUGAGACAGCCAAGAGAGUAUGUGGGAAUGUUGCUGGCCUUUGCUCAUGGACCAAAGCUAUGGCUGUAUUUUUUUCAAUCAACAAAGAAGUAUUGCCUUUAAAAGCUAAUCUAGUAAUCCAGGAGAAUCGGCUAACCACUGCUAUGCUGGAUCUGCAGAAAGCUCAAGAAGAACUGGGUGCCAAGCAAGAAGAAUUAGAUAUUGUGCAGGCAGAGUAUGAAAACGCAAUGAGAGAAAAAAAGACUUUGCUUGAAGAUGCUGAGCGUUGUCGUCAUAAAAUGCAAACAGCCUCAAGUCUGAUAAGUGGUUUAGCAGGUGAAAAAGAGAGGUGGACAGAGCAGAGUAAAGAAUUUGCCAUGCAAACUAAGAGGCUAGUGGGUGAUGUCCUUUUGGCUACAGCUUUUCUGUCCUAUUCUGGUCCUUUUAACCAAGAGUUCCGCAACCUGCUAUUAAAUGACUGGCAGAAGGAAAUGAAAAGCCGGAAAAUCCCCUUUAGUAACAACUUGAACCUCAUAGAAAUGUUGACUGAUGCUCCAACUAUCAGUGAAUGGAACCUACAAGGAUUACCAAAUGAUGACUUAUCCAUACAGAAUGGAAUCAUUGUCACUAAAGCAUCUCGUUAUCCUUUAUUAAUCGAUCCACAGGCACAGGGUAAAAUUUGGAUUAAAAAUAAAGAAGGCAGAAAUGAACUUCAGGUCACUUCUUUGAAUCACAAGUAUUUUAGAAAUCACUUAGAAGACAGCCUUUCUUUGGGAAGACCUCUUUUGAUAGAAGAUGUUGGAGAAGAGCUAGACCCAGCACUUGAUAAUGUUUUGGAAAGAAACUUCAUUAAAACAGGUUCAGCAAAUAAGGUGAAGGUUGGUGAUAAGGAAGUAGAUGUUAUGAAAGGCUUCAGACUUUACAUCACUACAAAACUGCCAAAUCCAGGUUACUCUCCUGAAAUUAGUGCUCGAACAUCCAUCAUUGACUUUACUGUGACCAUGAAAGGUCUUGAAAAUCAACUCUUGGGCAGAGUCAUUCUCACGGAGAAACAGGAAUUAGAGAAAGAAAGAACAGAUCUUAUUGAAGAUGUGACUAUGAACAAAAAGAGUAUUAAAGACCUAGAAGAUAAUCUCUUGUUCCGACUUACAAGCACUAAGGGUUCUCUGGCAGAUGAUGAGAGUCUAAUAAUUGUAUUGAGUAACACGAAGAAGACUGCCGAGGAAGUAACACAGAAACUGCAAAUUUCUGCUGAAACUGAAAUACAAAUCAACUCAGCCCGGGAAGAGUACAGACCUGUUGCAACACGAGGUAGCAUCUUGUACUUCCUUAUUACUGAGAUGAGCACGGUCAAUGUGAUGUACCAGACUUCACUUCGUCAGUUUUUGGUGCUUUUUGACCACUCCCUAGCCAGGUCUACUAAAAGCCCUGUAACUAGCAAGAGGAUUACUAAUAUUAUCGAACAUAUGACAUAUGAAGUGUUCAAAUACGCUGCCCGAGGACUUUAUGAGGAGCACAAAUUUCUUUUCACAUUACUACUUACACUGAAGAUUGAUAUACAAAGAAACAGAGUGAAACAUGAAGAAUUUCUGACACUUGUUAAAGGUGGCGCUUCUCUAGACCUUAAAGCUUGUCCUCCUAAGCCAGCUAAAUGGAUUCUGGAUAUGACUUGGCUGAACUUGGUGGAGCUUAGUAAGCUUAAACAAUUUUCAGAUAUUCUUGAUCAAAUUUCCAGAGCAGAGAAACAGUGGAAAAUCUGGUUUGACAGUGAGAAUCCUGAAGAAGAAUUGGUUCCUAGUGGCUAUGGUGAAUCCCUGGACUGCUUCAGACAUCUUCUUCUUAUCAGAUCUUGGUGUCCUGACAGGACCAUAGCUCAGGCAAGAAAAUAUAUCAUUGACACUAUGGGGGAGAAAUAUGCAGAGGGAGUCAUCUUGGACUUGGAGAAAACAUGGGAAGAGUCAGAUCCACGUACUCCUCUCAUAUGCUUUCUAUCCAUGGGCUCUGAUCCUACGGACUCAAUUAUUGCCUUGGGAAAAAGACUGAAGAUAGAAACACGUUAUGUUUCCAUGGGACAGGGGCAAGAAAUUCAUGCUCGUAAACUUCUACAGCAGACAAUGGCUCAUGGAGGUUGGGCACUUCUACAAAAUUGCCACCUUGGACUAGACUUUUUGGAUGAGUUGAUGGACACUGUGAUAGAGACAGAGACUGUCCAUGAAAGCUUUCGACUGUGGAUGACAACUGACAUUCAUAAACAGUUCCCCAUCACCCUUCUUCAAAUGUCUAUUAAGUUUACCAAUGAACCACCACAAGGGCUCAGAGCUGGACUAAAGAGAACAUACAGUGGUGUCAGCCAGGAUUUACUAGAUGUCAGUGACAUGGUACAAUGGAAACCAAUGUUGUAUGCUGUAGCCUUUCUACACUCCACUGUUCAAGAAAGACGCAAGUUUGGAUCUCUGGGUUGGAAUAUACCCUAUGAGUUUAAUCAAGCUGAUUUCAAUGCUACUGUGCAAUUCAUUCAAAAUCACUUGGAUGGUACAGAUGCCAAGAAGGGGAUCUCCUGGAGUACCGUUUGUUACAUGAUAGGUGAGAUCCAGUAUGGUGGCCGUGUGACAGAUGACUAUGACAAAAGACUCAUGAAUACCUUUGUAAAGGUUUGGUUCAGUGAAAACACAUUCAGUCAGGAAUUCAGCUUCUACAAAGGGUACAACAUACCUAAAUGUGCUAUGGUGGAUCAAUACCUUCAGUACAUACAGAGUCUUCCUGCUUAUGACACACCAGAGGUGUUCGGUUUGCACCCCAAUGCGGAUAUUACUUACCAAACUAAACUUUCCAAGGAUGUAUUGGACAUCAUCCUCAGCAUUCAGCCUAAAGAUAGCUCUGGUGGAGGAGGUGAAACCCGAGAGGCAGUUGUCGCCAGACUGGCUGAUGAUGUGUUAGAAAAGCUUCCAGCUGAUUAUGUACCAUUUGAAGUAAAAGAGAAACUAAAGAACAUGGGACCAUUUCAGCCUAUGAACAUAUUUUUGCGACAGGAGAUUCAACAAAUGCAGAGAGUUAUUACCUUAGUGAGAAGCACUAUGAAUGAUCUAAAACUUGCAAUUGAUGGGACAAUUGUUAUGAGUGAAAAUCUGAGGGAUGCUUUAGAUUGUAUGUAUGAUGGAAGGGUUCCUGCUAGCUGGAAAAAAGCAUCUUGGGCUUCCAGUACUCUUGGUUUCUGGUUUACUGAGCUUCUAGAAAGAAACCACCAGUUUUACAAGUGGAUUUUUGAAAGCCGACCAAACUGCUUCUGGAUGACGGGAUUUUUUAAUCCUCAAGGAUUUUUAACUGCAAUGAGACAGGAAAUAACAAGAGCUAACAAAGGAUGGGCUCUUGACAGUGUAGUGUUGUGCAAUGAGGUCACUAAAUGGAUGAAGGAUGAUAUCACAAGUCCUCCUUCAGAAGGUGUCUACGUGUAUGGGCUGUAUUUGGAAGGAGCUGGUUGGGACAGAAGAAAUAUGAGACUGACUGAAUCAAAGCCCAAGGUGCUCUUUGAGAUGAUGCCAGUUAUAAGGAUAUAUGCAGAGAAUAACACUUCAAAAGAUCCACGUCUUUAUUCAUGUCCUGUCUACAAAAAGACCAUUAGAACAGAUAUGAAUUACAUUGCUGCCAUGGAUCUUAAAACCCUUCAGCCUCCAGAGCACUGGGUACUGCGUGGAGUAGCACUUCUGUGUGAUGUCAAGUAA